AAGAAUAAACUAAUGUGAUUGAAUCUGUCCUCCCAAAGCAUAACAACAUCGGAAAGCAAGAGCACACAGUAUGAAGUUGAUGCUGAAGGUGUUUGCUCUUGCACAAAUAUUAUUAUUGGUAGCACUUUUCCCUGCUGCUCAUGCCUUGCACAGGGAUGAGUUCCCUCCAGAAUUUGUCUUUGGAGCAUCAACCUCAGCUUACCAGGUUGAAGGUGCAGCGAAUGAGGAUGGCAGGAAGCCAAGCAUUUGGGAUACUUUCGCUCAUGCUGCACCUGGGAAUGAGUAUUUAGGUAAUGGAGAUGUUGCGUGUGAUCAUUAUCACAAAUACAAGGGAGAUGUUCAGCUCAUGGCAGACAUGGGCUUAGAAGCCUACAGAUUUUCCAUAUCAUGGUCAAGGCUUAUUCCAGAUGGAAGAGGACGAGUGAAUCCCAAGGGUCUACAGUAUUAUAACAACCUCAUCAAUGAACUGAUAAGCCAUGGAAUCCAGCCACAUGUAACGCUGUUCCAUUUUGACUUACCGCAAACAUUGGAGGAUGAAUACGAAGGAUGGCUUAGUCGAAGAGUUGUGGAAGACUUCACAGCAUAUGCAGAUGUGUGCUUUAGAGAAUUUGGUGACAGAGUUAAGCACUGGACUACAGUGAAUGAGGCCAAUGCAUGUGCAGUUUUUGGCUAUGAUUUAGGAAUCUCACCACCUCGGCGGUGUUCUACCUCUUUAUCUAACUGCUCCAAAGGAAAUUCCUCAACUGAGCCAUAUUUGGCAGCCCAUCAUAUAUUGUUAGCACAUGCUUCAGCAGCUAGGCUGUAUAGGAAAAAAUACCAGGCAAUGCAGCAUGGCAUUAUUGGGUUAAAUCUCAUUUCUUUUGGUUAUCUUCCAAAAACUAACUCUAUUGAUGAUGUAAAGGCUGUUCAAAGGGCCCGAGACUUCAAUAUCGGGUGGUUUAUGGAUCCCAUUACAUUCGGAGACUACCCUGAUACAAUGAGAAAGAAUGCUGGAUCAAGGCUUCCUUCCUUCACCAAAAAGGAAUCAAAUAUGAUCAGGAACUCCAUAGACUUCUUAGGAGUAAACUUUUACUUCUCAUUUUAUGUUAAGAACAAUCCUGCCAACCUGCAAAAUGAGGAUAGAGAUUUCAUAGCAGAUAUAGCAAUGGAAACUGAAAGAGUUACUCGAGAGGAUACAGCUCCAGAUGAGGUACCAAUUACUCCGGAUAUUUUGCUAGGGGUGCUAGACUCAAUAAAGACAGCCUAUGGCAAUAUACCAAUAUACAUACAUGAAAAUGGGCAAAGUACACCACAUUAUUCAUCAUUAAAGGACUGGUCGAGGGUGAAGUUCUUGCAAGAAUAUAUUGGAAGUUUGGUAGAUGCCCUAAGGAGUGGAUUAAAUGUAAAAGGUUACUUUGUAUGGUCCUUCAUGGAUGCAUUCGAGUUAGUGGGUGGAUAUGAGACAAGUUAUGGUCUAUACUACAUAGAUAUGAAUGAUUCAAACUUAAGGAGGCAACCUAAGCUUUCUGCUGAAUGGUACUCAAAUUUUCUGAAAGGGAAACCAAUGGACUCAAAGAUCACCACUGAAAUUGAGAAUGUGCUGUCACACGAUACCUUACUGCAUAAUGCCGCAUAAAAUAAUCCUGCAAGAUCUUUCUCUUUUGGGGUUCAUAAUUUGCAUUUUGUGCUACCAAGUGUAUCAAUAAAAAAACAUUAUGAUGUCAAAUUAUAUUCAUUUUAAUCAAUGUAAGUUUUCGUCCUACUAUAAAAAGUAUAGUUGUCGAGUA
Messenger RNA from Vigna angularis (adzuki bean), 1766 nucleotides. Its product is annotated as beta-glucosidase 11. The record is from RefSeq and is a predicted model, not a curated record. Lineage: Eukaryota; Viridiplantae; Streptophyta; Magnoliopsida; Fabales; Fabaceae. Gene Ontology annotation, biological process: carbohydrate metabolic process. The transcript is spliced from 13 exons. Gene Ontology annotation, molecular function: beta-glucosidase activity. The coding region runs from base 71 to 1615 and encodes 514 amino acids.